Mesoplodon densirostris (Blainville's beaked whale) is the source of this 714-nucleotide messenger RNA. RefSeq names its product megakaryocyte and platelet inhibitory receptor G6b (gene MPIG6B). Lineage: Eukaryota; Metazoa; Chordata; Mammalia; Artiodactyla; Ziphiidae. Bases 1 to 714 code for a protein of 237 amino acids. Gene Ontology annotation, cellular component: plasma membrane. The transcript is spliced from 6 exons. The record is from RefSeq and is a predicted model, not a curated record. Gene Ontology annotation, biological process: megakaryocyte development; blood coagulation; platelet formation.
AUGGCCUUGGUUCUGCAGCUGCUGCCGCUGCUGCUGUCGAGGGCCCAGGGGAACCUCGGGGCUUCACUGGACGGCCACCCUGGGGACCGGGUGAAUCUCUCCUGCGUAGGGGUCUCGCAACCCACCCGCUGGGUCUGGGCACCUAGAUUCCCGGCCUGCAAAGGCCUGUCCAAAGGACGCCGCGCGAUCUUGUUGGCCUCACCGAGCGGGACCCCCACCGUGUCUCCCGUCCAGCCCUUUGCUGGCCGCCUACGUGCCCUGGACCUUGAUAUCCGGCGGCUGGAGUUGCUCCUGAGCGCGGGGGACUCGGGCACCUUUAUCUGCAAGGGCCGCCAAGAGAACGAGAGCCGUACGGAGCUUCACGUGCUGGGGGACCGGGCCUAUUGCAGAGCUCCGGGGCCUACCCACGGGUCCGUGUAUCCCCAGAUUCUAAUCCCGCUGCUGGGCGCUGGGCUGGUGCUGGGACUCGGAGUAUUGGGCUGGGCCUGUUGGCUGCGCAGGCGCUCGCCCCCUCACCCGCCUCGACCACCCCCCAGAUUUGCUCUGUCCCCCCCACAUAGUUCCACUCGUGAAAGCGGAGCCCCAGAGGCCAGUAGAGAAGGAAGAGCACAAGAUUGCAGGGGACCUGGACCAGGAGCCGAGCCUGCUCUACGCAGACCUGGAUCAUAUGGCCCUCAGAAGAUCCUGCCGACUGUCCCCAGUGGUCCCUGCUGA